UGUGGGGUGCGGGGCUGUCACAGGGGCGGGAGGUGAGGGACACAUGGGGACACAUCCCCCUGUCGCCCUGCCCGGGUGGUUGCAGGGCUUGGGUGCCAUCCUCAAGAACCCCAGCUGCCUUCCCCACCACCAUGGAGCACUUCCUGGCCACUCCGAGCGAGCUGGUGCUGCAGCGGGGCCGGGCCCAGCUGCUCCUGGGGAAGGCGGGCGGACACUCCCGGCGGAAGAGGGAAUUCAUGCCUGAUGACAAGAAGGACACCAUGUACUGGGAGAAGAGGCGCAAGAACAACGAGGCCGCCAAGCGCUCGCGGGAGAAGCGGCGCCUCAACGACGUGGCCAUGGAGAGCCAGCUGGCAGCGCUGAGCCGCGAGAACGCCGUGCUCAGGACCGAGCUGCUCUCCCUCAAGCUGCACUUUGGGCUCCUCAGCCCCACGCCCAGCCCCUACCAGGGCCGCCCCCUCGGGCUCUACUUCAGGGGGCACCGGGCAGCCUCACACCUGCUGGGUGUGGAGCCCUUUGCUGGUGACUCCUGCUGCCUUGCCCAGAAGAGUUUUGUGCCCAAGGUGCUGGAACCGGCUGAGUUUCCUUGCAAAACCUUCAACCCCUCCACAAACAGCCUCGGCUGUGACUCCAAACCCAUUGCCAUGGACACACGUGGCCUGCAGCAACCCAAAAGGUUUGAGGAAUCCUUCAGCCCCAAAAGGUUUGAAGAAUCCUUCAGCCCCAAAAGGUUUGAGGAAUCCUUCAGCCCCAAAAGGUUUGAAGAAUCCUUCAGCCCCAAAAGGUUUGAUGCACCCUUCAGCCCCACAGCUUGCCCUCCAUUCCUCAGCUACCCCUGCCCAGACAAACACCCUUUCCUCUGCCCUUGGCUGGGCAGCGCCUGCUUCUUGUGCCCAUCGCCCGGCAUGGCCGAGGCCAGAAAGGAGAGCAGCACCGUGGUGUCAGAUGAAGACGACGAGCAACAAGUGCCCAAAACUUCUCCUGUGUCCUCCUGCAGCCUGCCCUGCCCCUCAGAAGAGCAGCUGAAGGGACGGAGCUUUGCUGCUCUCCCACACAAGCUCCGGAUUAAGAGCAAAGCCCUGGGCACUCUGGAGGAGACUGGGCUGGACUCACACUGAGGCAGCACAGGAACGGCUGCUGUGGGGCCAGAGUGAGACAUUCCGAGGAAAUGAAGGGUUUGGAAGGACAAGGAGAGAGGGAAAUGUCUUUUCCUCCAAAGAUGGACAUAAUUUUCCCUUCUCUGUGUAGAGGUUGGGGCUGCAUCACUACAGCACAACUGCAGCUGGCCAGCACCCUGUGGUCACCUCCUGGUCUCACUGGUGGCUCUGCUACCACAGCAAGCUCAAACUGGAGGUGUGAAGGGGCAGGAAGAGGCCAAGACAGGGAGAUGGUCACACAGUGUGACACCACUACAGCUGGUGGGGUUAUCAACUCCUGUAGUCACCUUUGCUUCAUCACCACCUUCAUCCUCACCAAUGUGCCUGAAGUCAGAAUUACCUGACACAGGAAACUGUUGAUGGAACCAGUUUCAGACCCCUCAGCUGUCUGGAGAAAAUAAAAAGGGCUUGUGACUCUGGGAGUGUGGAUUUACACUGACAUGAAAUGAAAGCAGGACCUCCUGCACUUUAUUCCAGUUUACCAUAAUUUACCUCCAGAGAGAACAAAGUCUUUCUCUGUGACCAGACAUGCUGUGGUCCAGAAGAUUUCAUUUAUCUUUGCAACUGUUAUUAUGGAAGACUAAAUAUUAUUUUAUUAUUAUUAUUGAAAUGCAAAAACAUAUUUUAGUUUUGCUUAUUUCUUUUUAAAAAGGUAAUUUCAAACCUGAUCUUUGUGUAUUUGGGAACUCAUUAUCAAACACCUGCACAUGGUGUUUGCAUUCCUGCAUCUGCUGGGACCCAGUCCCUGUCCAUCCUGACUUCUGCCUGCUUUUCCUUUGGGAAAGCCUCAGGGAGAGCAGUCUCUUGCAGGGCUCUGGAGCCUGCUUGGAGCUGUUCCUUAGUUUUCAAGCCAAAGAGAAUUCUCAGGGAUGCACUCCAGGUACAGCUGUGCCUUCCUCUCCUCAGAUCUUUCCUGCUUUGUCUCUUUUCCCAAGAAAAGGAUGAUCCUGCAGUUCUGAUGUUGCUGUGUCUGUUAGUCCAAAACAUUUUUUGACAUGUUGGACAAGACCACCCCAAUCUGAUGAUUCCAUCAGCCCCAAUCUGAUGGAAGAAGAUCUCAAAGUGAAUAAACAACUUCAAGCUGAUCUCCUCUGACCCAACCAUACAUUUUCAGUCUGUGUCCCAUGUCCCAAAAGACAAAAGAGCUGCAGGGCCCUGCUGGGAACCAGAGCUGACAGUGGAGCUCAACAUCCUGGCUCAGAUCCCCUGGGAGUCUCCACUCAUCAGUUCCAGCUCAAGGGAUUCCCCUGUUCCUUUGUGUGUCUGUCCCUCUGUCAUCUCAGGUGAGACCCCAUGUGCAGAGCUGCCCCAGCCCUGGGCCCACCACAAGGAGGACCUGGAGCUGCUGCAGAAAAUCCAGAGGAGGCACCAUCAGAGGGAUGGAGCAGCUCUGCUGGGAGGGAAGGCUGGGAGAGCUGGGAUACACCUGAUGAAGAAAAAACUCUGGAAUGAGCUCAUGGUGGCCUUCCAGGGCCUGAAGGAGGUGCAGGAAACAUGGAAAGAGACAAUUCACAAGGACAAGGGGAAUGGCUCCCACUGCCAGAGGGCAGGGCUGGAUGGGAUCUUGGGCAGGAAUUGUUCCCUGGCAGGGUGGGCAGGCCCUGGCACAGGGUGCCCAGAGCAGCUGGGGCUGCCCCUGGAUCCCUGGCAGUGCCCAAGGCCAGGCUGGACAGGGCUGGGAGCAGCCUGGGAUGGUGGGAGGUGUCCCUGCCAUGGCAGGGGUGGCACUGGGUGGGCUUUGACGACCCUUCCAACCCAAACCAUCCCAUGAUCCAUGAAAACUUCAGGCUCUGGAGAAUAAGGACAAUUGACAAGAAUGUUUUUCUAGGAAUCAUUUCAUAGCCAAUAAAGGAAUGCAGCAAUAAUAGGACCAUGCAGAAGGACAUCCCACACUGUCUGACAGAGGAUGGAACAAUCCCUCAAACUGGUUUGGAAAAGAGGGCCCUGAGUGGGAGCUGUACAAGGGAUCUGAACUGGGGAGGGACCAAGAGGUGCUCAAUAAAACUCUGUUUGCGGGAGC
Molecule: messenger RNA, 3177 nt
Organism: Haemorhous mexicanus (house finch)
Lineage: Eukaryota; Metazoa; Chordata; Aves; Passeriformes; Fringillidae
Gene: NFILZ
Product: NFIL3 like basic leucine zipper
Exons: 2
Coding region: 132-1118 (328 amino acids)
Biological process (GO): circadian rhythm; DNA-templated transcription; regulation of DNA-templated transcription
Cellular component (GO): nucleus
Molecular function (GO): DNA-binding transcription factor activity; DNA binding
Source: RefSeq, a predicted model, not a curated record